AUGGAUAUUCACAAAAAAAUUUAUAAACGAAGAAAUGAAUUACCAUUAAAUAAAUUUCAUCAACUCAAAAGAUAAAAAACAGUUCAAAAAGAAGGAGAGAGUUGUAAGAAAAUAAAAAAAUAAAUUAGAGACCUUCAAAGAUUAAUUGAAAAAGUAUUAUAAUUAAAUUAAAAAAGGGUCAUAUAAAUGAAGAAGUUAAAUUGAUUAAACAAUAAGAUUUAGAAAAUAAAUAGAAAUAAUUAAAUUAAAAAUAAAAUGAAUACAAAUAAUAACAAAAAAAAAUAGAUUAUUUUGCCAGAAAAUAUAGAAAAAUAAAAUAAGUAGAUUUAAAAAAAUUGAAAAGAUAAUUAGAGAAAAUUUAAAAAGAACUUGAAAUAACAGAUAAUAGAGAAUCAUUAUUACAAGUAGAAUCAGAAAUUUAAGAAAAAAUAAAUUAUGUUAAAUAUUAUCCAAAAGAUUAAAAAUAUAUAUCAUUGUUUGGUAAGAAUUUGAAUGAGCAUGCAAAAGAAUAAUAAGAAUAAUUAAUUGAUAAAAGCAAAAAGAAUGUAAAAAUUAUUGAAUAAUAAAAAACUAGUUUAAAUAAAAGGAAUUAAAAAAAUAUAGAAUGAUUGAAGAGACUCAUAAGGAAGUAAAUGAUGAUUUUUUAAUGGAUGAAGAAAAUGUUUAGAUUGUUACCAAAUAAUUAGUUGAUAAAUAGGGAAAAGUAAUUAAAUAAAUGAAAUUUAAUUAAUUGUAAUGA
This is a messenger RNA of Paramecium sonneborni, 739 nucleotides long. The record is from the annotation of a GenBank genome assembly. NCBI's taxonomy places the organism in Eukaryota, Ciliophora, Oligohymenophorea, Peniculida, Parameciidae.